GGCGGGCUCGGCAAGUUGCCCGGCUCGGCCUCCCUCUCGCUCGGUGUUGGUCGGCCUCCGCCGCUCCUCCUCCGCCGGGCGGGCAGGUGUUGCUCGGUGUUGGUCGGCCUCCCUCUCGCGCCGCUCCUCCUCCGCCUGAGCGGCCGUGCGCUCUGCCGCCGCCCAUCAUGCAAGCCUCGCUGAUUGAGCAGGAGCUCGAGCCGGCGGACGCGCCCGCCCCGGGCCCCUCCUGCGCCGAGCCCGCGGGCGAGUUUGGCCCGCGCUGGACGCCAGUCGAUUUUGUGGGCGGCUCUCCCGGCUCGCGGGUUUUUCCUUCGGCGGUCGUUUCAGGCGCGUGCGUGUACAUCUUUGGCGGCCACAACGGAACGACAUACCGCAACGACCUGCUCGUCCUGUCCCUCGAGACGCGCUCGUGGACCGUCGACUCUGAAGUCGAUGGCGACGGCCGCCCCACGCCGCGAGACGCGCAUGCAGCCGUCCUGCUCGGCGGCCGGCUGUACGUGUUCGGAGGCUACGACUCGAAGCGGUACCUCGCGGACUUCCACUCUUACGGCCUCGACAGCGGCGAGUGGCGCGUCGAGGCCGCCUCCGGCUCCCCCCCCUCCCCACGGGGCGGCCACGCCGCAGUGGUGCAUGGCAGCCGGCUGAUUGUGUUUGGCGGCUGCGACGGAUGGAAUUACUUCAACGACACGCUCGCCUUCGACGUGCAGUCCGCCGAGUGGGCGCCGGUGCGGGUCGCGGGGACGGCGCCAGGCGCGCGUUCUGCCCCGUCGACCGCCGUGCACGAGGCGACCAACGCGCUGUAUGUCUUUGGCGGGUAUGAUGGCGCCCGCUCGCUCAACGACCUCUUUCGGAUGGACCUGCGGACCAGCGAGUGGGCCCCCGUCCGCACGAGCGGCGUGCCCCCGUCGCCGAGGGGAGGCCACACCGCCGUCGUGCACGGCGACCGCAUCUACACCUUCGGAGGCAAGUCUGGCCGCUCGCCCUUCAACGACCUCUGCUGCCUCGACCUCACCUCGGGUGUGUGGGAGGCGGUGCGGGCAGGCUCGCCCGCGCCCGCGCCGCGCUGCGCGCACGUCAGCGUGGUGCACGGCGGUUCGCUCCUCAUCUUUGGGGGGUACGACGGGCGGCACUACUUUAGCGACUGCUUCGAGUGGUCCCUCGAGGCGGACCGAGGCGCGGCGUCGCAGGCGCUCGCGGGCGACCUCGAGUGCAUGGUGGAGAGCGGUCAGUUCUCCGACAUCUGGUUCGAGGUGGAGGGAAAGACGGUGCCCGCGCACAAGUUCCUCCUCUUUGCGCGCUGCGAGUACUUUCGGCGCAUGUUCACCUCCGGCUACGCCGAGGCGGCGGCACAGACAGUGCGCAUCGAGGGCGUCUCGCACGCGGCCUUCAAGCAGGUGCUGCACUAUUUGUACUCUGGCCGGCCGCGCGAGAUGAACGCCGAGGCGGCGCUCGAGGUGCUCGCCGCCGCCAACCUCUACGGCGUCGAGCCGCUCAAGAGGGCCGCUGCGGAGAUCAUCGGCCGCAGCUUGACGCCCGAGAACGCCGCGGCGGUCCUCUCCGCCGCCGACUCGUACCAGGCGCCGGCGCUGCGCGCCCAGGCGACGGCAUUCAUCGUCCGCCACUUCGCCGCCGUCGUGCAGACAGACGCCUUCGCCGAGUUGGUCUCGGAGCGGUCGCGGCCGCUGCUGCUCGCGCUGCUGCGCGAGGUUGGCACCGUCGUCUCGCCCGCGGGGCUGGCGGCGUCGGACGGGCUGCUCGGCGUGGCGGGCGGGCUGCCAGCCGGCGGCUACGCCCGCCGCCGCCCGGACGCGCGCUCGCCGGCGGACGCGGUGAGGCAGCUAGACGAGCUCGGCAUCCGGGGCAUUGCCGAUGCGGAGUGAGAGAGCGCGCACACGUACACAAAGUAUGGCCGCACACUCCACACACAAUGCGUGUACACACGCCGCAAGGGAAAACGGGGAUUUUCUUGUGUUUCGUUCCUAGCGAACGUUUUGCGUUUGUUUUCCCGAAGGAUUUCACCGC
Emiliania huxleyi CCMP1516 is the source of this 2025-nucleotide messenger RNA. RefSeq lists its product as hypothetical. NCBI's taxonomy places the organism in Eukaryota, Haptophyta, Isochrysidales, Noelaerhabdaceae. The record is from RefSeq and is a predicted model, not a curated record. Bases 168 to 1883 code for a protein of 571 amino acids. The transcript has 11 exons. Gene Ontology annotation, cellular component: Golgi apparatus. Gene Ontology annotation, molecular function: protein binding.